AACGGAAGGACAUUUGGGAGAGUUGCAACCACUUUUGCAACCCAUAUAGGUGCAAGGAAUAUUUGCACCCAUAUCAACCCCCUUAAACAGGUGUGAAGGAUACUUGGGAGAGUUGCAACCAAUUUUGCAACCCCAUAUCGGUGCAAGGGAUAUUUGCACCCAAAAUAAACCUUGGAAAGACACUUUGGAGAGUUGCAACCAACUCUGUAACCCCAUAUAGGUGCAAGGGACAUUUGCACCCACAAAAGGAUUUUAAGAAUAUUUGCAUCAGGUUGCACAUUUAUAAAUUUGAUUAGUUGCAGUUGAGUCCCGUGGCCAGGAGCGCCCUUUUAUUUCAGGACCAACAAGAGAAUACAAAGAGCAGCAUCCCACAAUUGCUGAAGAAGACUAUAGAAGCAUUCAAGUCAUAUCAACCUUUAUCUUUUGUGGAACUGAUUAAAGUGAAACACGAUUUGAUCUUACUUUCUUAUAGUAAAUUUAGAGACCUUCAAGUAACAUCACAUGUAUUUUCUGCCUUAAGGCAUUAGUGUUUAUAUAGCUUAGUGUAGUUUGAGUUUAACUUUGUACAUAAUUGUCUAUUGUUUCUAGAGCAUUGUUUGUGAUUGUUUGGCUCAUAAAGAGCAAAUAUAUAACUUUAUUUUUAUUCUGUACUUGAAUGUUCAUUGUUGUAUUGUAUUGAGUUCUGGAGGGAACUUGUGUAGUGCAAACCCCAGAUUGCGUAAUACUUUCUUUUCCCUUACAUUCCCUUGGAGUAACAUCUCAGGCGACUGUAGCGAGCGGAGUCAACGCCGCUCCGAAACAUCCCGCAAUUAAGUAACACGCGGGAGAGUCCACCUUCCCCGCAUUUUCCCCGCAUUCCUGACCCGGGAAAAACGUUACAUUGGUGUCAGAAGUGGGAUUGCUUCAGUUGUUCUUGUGGAAGCAAGGAUAAGGAUUUAUAAUAGCGACGCACAUCUCGGACUUUGCAUGUGAAUUUACAGGUUGAAAUAAUUGAGAGAAUGUCGGAUAUUGAGGGUAUGGAUCAAACAAAGGAACAAGAGAAAACCCAGGUUUUCUUUAAGAAUGACAAUGAGGAUAUAAAAAACCCUUUAGAAGGUGAUACAACUUUGCCUGUGGAACAAAGAAGUUCCCCCGCACAAGUCGGGGAGAAGGAUACCUCAGAUUAUAGAAAUCAAGGUAUAAGCCAGGAACAAGUGGAUAUUAGGAAACAAGUAACAUUGACCACUUGUUAUAACCCCAUGGAUGCCUUUGGGAGUAAUGGAAUCCCAGUUAGACAUACUGGUUCCCCAACACCUGUCUCAAUAGGGGACAGAGGAGACCAAAGUAAAGUGCCCACUGCACAAGCCAGUGGAUUUAGCACUGGAUAUUGGACAGGAGAUAAUUUGACCACUGGUGUAAAGCCAUGGAAGGAUCCUAUAGAGGAAAUAGGGACGCAGGAUUUCCCUUUAGUGAACGAGAAUUUGAUCAAUUGGCCAGAAAAGGGAAAAUUAAAAUCCAACCCAUUCAUCGAAAAUGGGAUGGAGAGGGCGUCUGACCCCUGGAAUUCAACCACCCUACAGUUGGGAUCUAGGAAGAAGUUCCCCAAAACCUCCACAAGAAUGACAUUGGACAGGGAUACCCCAAAGUGGAGACAGAGCUCUCCUACUUUGAGUGAAGAACUGGAUAAACAGAAAUUGCUUGUCACUGAGAUUGGAUGUAAUCUCUCGAGACUGGAUAACACAGUCAUACAUAUGGAGGGGAAAAUAGACAAUCUUUGUCAGCAAAAUCAAAGGAAUAAUUUUCAGAUGAACAAUCAAAUGGAAAAUGUUGCCAAAAUGCUAAGCACUCGAGUAGAAGAUGUGGCUAGCAGUGUGCAAACAUUGGCUAACAUCGUGAAAGAGGAUCACGAGAACAAGUCUGCUUUAAAUGAUCAAACUAAAAUGGACGUUGCCCCAACUACUAAUAGGGAACUAAUAUCUGAGGAAGUUUUUGCCCCACCCAGGACCACCUCUGGAUUUAUUGAAGUGAAUCCACAACUCCAGGGCAAUAGGCAACCAUUGGAGAGUGCACCUCGGAAAGAGCUACCCCAAUUACAGGAAUGGGAUGGCGAUCAUCUUGUAAAAAGGGUGGAAAACCCCUGGCCCUUAAGGAGACAGCCUAGAUUUUACAAGGAGACUCCAAAGGACUAUAAUCCGGAGAUAUAUGGUGAGAUACCAGGCACCCAAAGUUAUAUGGAAACCAGAGGAGACAUACAGAAAAAAAAGAUAUUCCCUCGGAGGAGAAUAGUGUUACGUUCGAAACUAACAGAAAGUAAAAACAGCAAUUAA
Owenia fusiformis is the source of this 2306-nucleotide messenger RNA. The record is from the annotation of a GenBank genome assembly. Lineage: Eukaryota; Metazoa; Annelida; Polychaeta; Sabellida; Oweniidae.